Botrytis sinoallii is the source of this 3134-nucleotide messenger RNA. RefSeq lists its product as uncharacterized. Lineage: Eukaryota; Fungi; Ascomycota; Leotiomycetes; Helotiales; Sclerotiniaceae. Gene Ontology annotation, biological process: positive regulation of transcription by RNA polymerase II. Gene Ontology annotation, cellular component: nucleus. The coding region runs from base 300 to 2333 and encodes 677 amino acids. Gene Ontology annotation, molecular function: transcription cis-regulatory region binding; DNA-binding transcription factor activity, RNA polymerase II-specific; zinc ion binding. The record is from RefSeq and is a predicted model, not a curated record. The transcript is spliced from 2 exons.
GCUCUCGAACAUCGAAACAAAAAGGUCAAUUUCUUAGUCCCUCCCUCCCCGCAUCGUCGUCGUUAGAUUGUUGUCUCUACCUAAUUCAACAUCUACCACCCGCACAACCCACUCAUUUACUCAAGGUCAAGCUGGACUUGAUUUGAACCGACACUCAUUAAUUUUAUCAGUCCCCCCCGGUCUCGCCAAUCACCUACGCUACUAACCCCAGUCUCUCAUCGCAAUAUCACGCACUUCGAACCGAACUCACACUCUCGCCGCCCCCACUAUUAUCUACUGCUGGUACAGUACAAAUACAAAUGUCACCACAACCCCCCAACGCUCAAUCAGCAAUCAGAACGACGAACGUCAACAUGGCUGUCGCUCAACCCAAACCAAAAGCUUCCAAAGCUGCUCCUGCUACAAAAGGAAAGAUGCAAAUGCAUAGACGAUCAAGGACAGGUUGUUACACAUGUAGAUUAAGAAGAAAGAAGUGUGAUGAAGGUGCCAUAACUUGCAGUGCUUGUAAGCAUCUAGGUUUACGAUGUGAAUACAAGAGACCUUCGUGGUGGGGAAACAAUGAGUUGCGCCGCCAGCAAAAAGAGCUGAUCAAGACUAUCAUCAAGCGAAAGAAGCUCACGGAAAAGACAACCGCACCAUCUCAAGCUCAAACACAACAAGUCAUGUCAUCGAGUAUCGAUACCCCUCCUGGACUUACACACUCAUUACCUACCUCUGCAACAUACUCCGACUCCUUAGACCGCAAUCGAUCAUCAUCAAUUGAUUCUCAAUUAUCUCUCUUUGAUUUCAAUGCCCCUCCCAUGGCCGAUUACACGGCUUACAAUGCGCAAAUGCACUCAUCGCAUUCUCAAUACGCAAUUUAUCCUGAAUACUCACCUUAUGAGAUUGAUGUAAAGACAGAACGACAAAUGUUUGUUAAUGAUGUUCCUACUCGCCGCGAAUCAACCAUCUCUACCUUUAGCACGUUCCAUCCACCACCACCACCCGAAUCGAUGCUACCAUCCUUCCCAAUUGAUCACGAGUGGGAUACUGUAUACAAUGAAAGACAUGAAGUAUUAGCAGAGGAAGCAUUGAACAUGAACCUCUUCGAUUUCUCCCACGGUCCACCUUCAUCAUUCCGCCAAGUUGCCAUUGAAUUGGAUGAGGGUGAUCAAAGACUUCUCGACCAUUUCGUCUCAGAUGUUUUACCUACCAUAUUUCCAAUUCUCGAAAGCAAUCAACAUGGUUCCGCACGAACAGAUUACAUCCUCCCAGCACUCCAAAGCAACAAAUGUUACCUACACUGCUGUCUCAGCAUUUCUGCUCAACAUUUCAAAUCCACCAUGAACAUCCAAGGAGAACAAAUUGAUAACGAUAUCAUGCGCCACCGAUAUGCAACCAUCUCCGAACUUUGUGAAGCUCUCAACCGCGACACUGAUCACGUAUCGAUAUUGGAAGCUACAUUGGGAAUGAUCUUCUUUCAAUGCUCGGUCGGUCGAUUCGACGACUCUCUCCCCGAUAUCCCAUGGCAUCAACAUUUCCAAGCUGCGAUUUCUCUCGUUCAAAAACUCGAAUUGCCACGUCUCGUCACCGAAUCGCAUGAUCUGAUGCCUUUCAACAUGACUUUGACGGCUUGGAUCGACAUCCUCGGUUCGACCAUUCAAGGCCGUGCACCCACAUUUGCUCACACAUACAGAGAAAAGCAUUUGUCGCAAACCAACUCAUCUCUCGGCUUGAGAGAACUCAUGGGCUGUGAAGAUCGCGUUUUGUAUCUCAUUUCUGAAAUCGCAUGUUUGGAAGCUCUCAAGAAUGAUGGCAUGGAUGACAUUCAGCUUUGUCAACACGUCCAUGCUCUCGGCGAUCAAAUCGGACUUACGGAAAUCGGUGAAACCGGUCCCCGUGUUCCAUUCAAUGCUCAUGGUAUUCUCAGUCCCAAGCAAUUGAGCAAGAAUAUGACUGCAGCUUUCCGUCUCGCAGCUCGUAUCUAUCUCUGCAGUCUCGUUCCUGGCUUCUCCCCAAGUCAAGAUAGCUGUGUCGGGUUGGUUAACAAACUUACACAAGCACUUGAAUACAUCCCCGCUGGACCCGGAGGCUAUGACCGUAGUCUCGUAUGGGUUUAUCUCAUUGGAGGAUCUGUCAGUACUACUCAUUCUCCUUUCCGUCACCAUUUUGCCGAGCGUCUCGCUGCUCUUGGAGAUUUCGCCAACCAAGGAAGUUUCGGUCGUGUAUCGACUCUUCUUAAGGAAGUCUGGAGUCAUGUGGAUGGUAGAUACAGUCCUGGUGGUGGUGAAGCACAUUAUGUCUCCUGGAGAGAGAUAAUGCAGAUGAAGGGUUGGGAUUUCUUGUUGAUUUAGAAACCCUGACUUGGAUAUCUUCCACUGGUAUGGAAGAUGGAAAAACUUCAUAUUGCAGUGCUAUGAUAUAGUAGUGAUACUGUAUCGAAUCAUCACGCCGGGCAUUGAGCCCAUCUAGUUACUAGACCCCAGACGAAGCGAGAUUUUCAUGAGACAUGGAAGGAUUAAUGGAUAUGUAGUACUAUGAGCUACGAGAUGAGAUGAGAAUGAGAGAUACGUGUAUGGUGUAAAGAGUUAAGAAUCAUUGAGAUCAACGAGGAAAAAGACAAGAUGACGACGAGGAAGAUUUUUCAUUCUGAAGGUUUUUUUUGGGUUUCGAAAGCAUACCAUGGAUUGCAUUAUCAUUAUCAUUUGGCAUACCCCAUUCAUUUUUCUCAUUGGCAAGCAACGGCGUUACGGCAGAUUAAGAGAGAAUCAGAGAUAUAUGUAUGUGUUUGGAAUCACGAGAGUAAGGGAGGAAAUACCAGUCAGUAGGCAGGCAGGCGUUUAGAGGCAUUUGUGUGUUUUGUUUUUUGUUUUUUUGUUUAACCUACAUACCACCGUUUACUUAACUUUCGUUGAACACUUUUGUAUAUUAUUAUCCUAACUUUUUGGGAAUGAGAAGAAGGCUAUAGAGCUGGGGAUCUUGGGGAAGGAGGAGAGGAUUGAAGAUGCUUCUGGGAUUAUUUGUAUAGGGUUCAUAUUAUAGUAUUUGCAUAUGGGUUGAGCGCUCACGCUGCUCCCCUGUUAGGGAUUGGGAUUGGAAUUGGAGUGGAUGAAUAAGUAAGGAAUAGGAAUUCAAAAUAUUAAAAGAUAUUGAAA